Messenger RNA from Lichtheimia ornata, 1545 nucleotides. RefSeq lists its product as uncharacterized. The record is from RefSeq and is a predicted model, not a curated record. Lineage: Eukaryota; Fungi; Mucoromycota; Mucoromycetes; Mucorales; Lichtheimiaceae. Gene Ontology annotation, molecular function: ubiquitin protein ligase activity. Bases 1 to 1545 code for a protein of 514 amino acids. The transcript has a single exon.
AUGGGACAAAACUUUUCAACCACGAGCAAUUCACACGAUCCAUCACGUCACAUGAGUGAACAAAGGAACGAUACCAACAAUGCUUCUUCUUCUACUGCUUCUUCGCCUCGACGCACAUUGAGUCGCAGUGCAUCGGCUCGACAAGUCAAUCGAUACAAUCCAUUGUCACGAUCCACUCGACCUAUACGCACCAGUAGCAGUCAAAGUCUACCGUUGAAUGCCUCGAGUCUGUUGAGUCCUAAUGAAGAAGACCCACCGCCACCAUCCGGUAUGGUUACGCGAUCAAGGGCAGCAGCAGCAGCAGCAGCAGCACUAGCAGCGGGUGGUCAACAACAACAACGACGACGACGAGAUGUUGAUAAUGUACCCUACUCGUUGCGUCGUUCAGUUCGAAUGUCCAGGAUGCGAGACGAACAGCAACAACAAGAGGAAUCAAGCAGCAGCAUGAUGGAUAUUGAUCAACCACAACAACAACCUGAUGCAUCUACUACCAACAAUGAUCCAGCACAUACCCUUUUAGCGCCUUCCAUGAUUGCAGAUGUCAUUACUCAAGCCGUACUAUCAGCAUUUCGAGAUCGACAUACGGGUGCUGGUGAAGGCAAUACAACUGAAACCACAACCACCAAUCCAGAUCCAAUGAUGACAACCACAGCAGCUGCCGCAGCAGCAGCUGCUUCUGCUACUACUACUACAACAACAACAACGGGAGAAGGAGGUGAACAAUCAUUGGGACCUGAACAACUAUCAUCACUUGCUUCAAUGCAUAUCCCAUCCAUGUUGAAUCAAACAUCCAAUGGUGGUUCUUCGUCAUCACCAAGCACUGGAGCAUCGACCGAUGAAUCUUUUUUCAGAUAUGUACGAUUGCCAGUCAUGUUAACCACUGUAUCCGCCAAUGGUGAAACUCAACAAUUGCGUGAAAUGACGAUGCCAAUGGUCAUUGUGGGAUAUCGUAUUCGAGGCACGGCUACCACUACUACAACGACACCCACACCCAACGAAGGUGGUGAUGAUGAAGGACAACAACAAGGAUUGCGACGUAGUCAACGAAUAGCAGCCCAACGUCAACAACAGCGACAACAACAAGAGGAAGAGGAGCAGCAAAGAAAUGCAUCGAGUCGAUGGAUGGUAUGGAUUUAUAGUGAUACGACUGGAGAAGGGGGUGGCACUUUGCCGGGAUUGAGCGAGUCGCCUACGUAUGAGGAAUUGCUAUCGUUGGUGGAGUCACUGGGUCCUGCCAGAUUCCCGAUCAGUAUUGAACAAAUCGAUGCAAGUGCUCCUACGCAACAAUACAAUGCUCAAGUGGCGGCAUCCAUGGUGGGUGAUACCGAAAAUUGUCACGUGUGCUUGGAAAAGUUUGUUGCCUUGGAUGUGGUGCGCGUCUUGAAAUGUCAGCAUGGUUUCCAUCAAACUUGUAUCGACAAGUGGCUCACAGAAGGUCAAAACCGAUGUCCCUUGUGCAGAGCUGUUCCUGUUGAACGUACACCAAACAAUACCACCUCCACCACUUCGACUACUACACCAUCCGCUGAAGCAUCAUCUCACUAA